Molecule: messenger RNA, 2076 nt
Organism: Trichoplax adhaerens
Lineage: Eukaryota; Metazoa; Placozoa; Uniplacotomia; Trichoplacea; Trichoplacidae
Exons: 25
Coding region: 1-2076 (691 amino acids)
Biological process (GO): protein localization involved in establishment of planar polarity
Cellular component (GO): cytoplasm; cilium
Molecular function (GO): protein binding
Source: RefSeq, a predicted model, not a curated record
AUGGCUAGCAAUCGUCAUGGUAAUAAAAAAUCAUCGUUAGUCCGAUUAGAAGCUGUUGGAGAUCAGCUUAAAUCUCAGGUCGAUAGCUUUAGAAAUGACAGUCUUAUUAGUAUCAAAGAAGCUGCAACAAGAGAGGAAGAAGAAGCUAUUAUUAAGGACCUAUUAAAGAAAUAUAUAAGCUUAACAUCUUCUGUUGAAGAGGCUAUGGAAAAAAUAAGUAGUUUGAAAAGAGACGAUGGCAAAGUUAGAAUGACCGAUUUUAAUAAGAGAAAAUCGCAAGAAAUAAAUCGGUUACAAAAUUUACAGGAACAACUUGAUGAAAUUGCUGAUAAGAUUGACCCUGAGGAGUCUGAAAGGUCCUUUCAGAAUCUUAGCAUGGAUGAUUCAUUAGAUGACGAUUAUGAGGAAUCACCAGGAAAAGAUUCUCGGUCAAAAGUACCUAAACGAAAAGGGGACUAUCAGAAUCAAGAUAACACAUCUGAGGAUGAAGAUGAUGAUUUUGAUGAAGAAGAAGAUGAUAUAGACGAAGAAGAAGAAGAAGAGGAAGACCAAGAUCAAGAAGAUGACGAGGAGGGGGAAGAUAUGUCUGUACCUAGAUACGUCGAAGCUAUUUGCGAUUUUGAAGGUGAAGAACCGGGUGACUUAGAGUUUGUUGCUGGUGAAGUGUUAACAAUCAUUUCUACGAGGGAGGAUGGCUGGUGGGAAGCUGAAAAUCGAUCAGGCGACCGUGGAUUAGUACCAACCACAUACUUAAAAGAAAUUGAUAAUGAAAAUGAUGAUUCUUUCGAAAAACAAGUAGAAGAGGAGGAUGGUCGACCCAGCCCUUCUGGUAAAGAGUUAUGGGCUAAAGUAAGGGAAGCAGCAUCAAUUUCACAGGAAAUUACCCCAGUAAGUAAAGCUUUAUCAGCCUUAGGGGCUAUGCCUUCGUGCUUUAGAGAAACAACACUUGGUAGAUUGGCUGCCAAAGGAGGAGUACACAAUCUACAAUUGUAUCUAUCCCCAAGAUUAAGUGAAUCAAAUUUAUCAUAUCGUGAUUUGCAAUGGAAUUCUAAAUCAAACACGAUUGAACCUUAUAACUGUAAAGUUACACGAUUAUUCAACUUGGUUACAGCAAAACAUGCUCCAUUACCUGGCGCAGGAGUUAAUGUUCUCAGUCGACAUGUUAGAAUCGCGUUCUCUAAUAGAGCAAAAAUCUUGAGCAAUGUUCAUACAGUGCGAGCUGUUUGCUUGAAAGAUAAUUUGGUUACCUGGAAAUUUUCACCCGUUGUCAAAGGAACUCUUCCUAGUUUAUUUGAUGGUAAUUCUGUAGCAAGAAUCGACUUUACUGAUUCCUCUCUUGGUAAUGACUUGAUAAUUCUCAUUUUCUUGGCUUAUUCAUUCUUGAUGUUUCACAGUAUAUGCUUAUCAGCAAGAACGUAUGAACUAAAAUUGCAAGGUGGAUCGAUAUACGAACCAGGAGUAGAGAUAGAUAACUCACAAAAAUCAGGCAAACGUGGACAAAAUCCGUUUUCUUCCAAGAAACAUCCACGUCUGUUAGUCCGUUUAAUAAACCCUAAACGUGCGGAUCUGGAAAUUCUCGAUUUUCUACCGAAUACGAUAAUUACGUGUCAAUCUUACGCUCCCUUUAUCAAGUAUUACAGAGAAAUUUUAGGCAAAGUUAUAUUGCACGAUUCCCCAGAUGAACAGAGUACAGAUCUGAUCCAUCACCCUGUUUUAGCAUCAUUUUCCAAAGUUAUUCAGCAUACCGAUCUAAUGGAUGCGCUAAAGACAUGUUGGGAAGAUAAUAUUAAAUCUGCCACACGAUCUGAAAGGAAAGAUCGGGAUUUUAUGAGAAAUUUCUUUAUCAAGAUAUUCAUGCGAAGCGCUUAUCCAUUACUUCAUUCCGCAGAAUUACAGCCAGCGGCUCCAUUAGCUGAUAAUGAUGUAUAUCAGGCAAGGUAUGCCGUCAUCGAAAAUUUUCUAAAGCAGUCCAAUAUCCUCUCCAAUUUAUUAUCUCCUAACGUUAUUCAUAAUCCCUUCGAUUCAUCUGAAAUGUCUUAUGAUAUUACUGGAGCAUCAACAAAUUUAUUACAUUGA